Molecule: messenger RNA, 993 nt
Organism: Symbiodinium natans
Lineage: Eukaryota; Dinophyceae; Suessiales; Symbiodiniaceae
Source: the annotation of a GenBank genome assembly
AUGGUCCAGUUCGACGAGUCUGCAGAGAAAUGUCUCGCAGCGAAGCCAUUUUUUGGACGCCUGAUCAAAUUUUGGCUCCCCGGUCUUCCCAUCCCCGCCGCGGCCCCGGGCACCGGACCAAUGUUACAUUUCUUUCACAUUGGCCACUUUUUUAAAGAUUGGCGGCUGACCCUACUGCAGGUGUUCUUCACUUUCAUGGUCGCCGUGUAUGUGGCCGUUCGAUCGGUGCUGUUCUGGAGCAUCGUCAGCUUCGAUCAAGUCGCGACGGGUUUCAACAGCUGGUGCUACACCUCAUGGACUUCACCUAGCGACUCGGACCAAACAGUCCCACACUGCGGCGCAAACCCCUCCUUCGACUUAGCACCCAUUGUUGUGUCACAGCUUGGUGGCAUUGAAGCUUACAACCACACCUGCCCGCGUGUGACAGGAGCGGACAUCAUGAAGCAAGUCGGCGCCGAAGCCCAGGUCACCCUUUGGCAGCAGCUUCGCCGAAACACUCCCGGCUGCGAGCCAGGCGCGGAGCCGGGUGCGGUGGACGUGAAUGGCAACAGGUGCUUCGAGAAUUUCUUCAUGGAUGGAGUGGAGGACUUGCCAUUGUUCCUUAUCCACACCGUUUCGGCUUCACAGACGGGCAUCCGGCGCAACAUGAUGGAGUGCCUGAUCGUCAGGAAGAUAGGGGAUCCACCGCUGGGCUAUACCGCCGUGGGCGAAAACAACAACGGAUGGGCCUUUACCCUCCGAGAACUUCUUCAGUAUGCGGGCAACGUGACCCUGGAUGAUUUCAACGCGGGGAACGUCGUUCCGGUAAGGCCAGACACGAAGAUUCGCUACCGCCAUACCGGCUUCAUCCUAACCCUGCGCUUCCGGUAUUGGAACUACCAGGCAUUCCCGGAGGCCUACUGGGACCUGACGAGCUUUCCCUGGGAUUGGCAGCCGAGCGAGCCCCGGUGUGCGGUCGAGGUGGAGCUGCAACCGCAGGUAGAGUCAACGUGA